This is a messenger RNA of Notothenia coriiceps (black rockcod), 5761 nucleotides long. RefSeq names its product folliculin-interacting protein 1-like. The record is from RefSeq and is a predicted model, not a curated record. Gene Ontology annotation, cellular component: cytoplasm. Gene Ontology annotation, molecular function: protein-folding chaperone binding; ATPase inhibitor activity. NCBI's taxonomy places the organism in Eukaryota, Metazoa, Chordata, Actinopteri, Perciformes, Nototheniidae.
CUGUGACACCCAUGGAGACAGUUACAAGGAACAAGAUUUGCUCUCGGAUUUGAAAAGAAAAGAGACUUUCUGUACCGAAUUAAUUUUGGUACAAAAUGCCUCCGACUCUCUUCCAGAAACUUUUCAACAAGAAAAAUGCGUUUUCGUCGCCGCCCCCGAGAUGUAACAAAGAUGACCCAGCUUUCAGCUGGCCUAUCCCCCAGCUGGAUCCCAGUCAGAUACGGCUGAUCGUGUAUCAGGACUGUGAGAGGCGUGGCAGAAAUGUCCUCUUCGACUCCAAUGCAAAAAAGAAGGGCACGGAGGAAACCCCCAUCACAAGCACCGAGGGCCAGGGGAAGAUGUUCGGGAAAUGCUGCCAGCUCCGUCCUACAGGAGGCAGCAGCAGUUCUCUGGACAGCUCCUCCUCCUGCACCUCUGAACCCAAGGAACCUAAGGAGCCGGGCAUCCGCUUCCAGGGUUCGAGGUGUUCGUCCGAUGUAGUAAUGCUGGGGGAAAUGAUGUUUGGUUCUGUGGCGAUGAGCUACAAAGGCUCCACGCUAAAAAUCCACCAGAUCAUAAAGAGAAUAGCGAUGCAUCGACUCUGCACAGUUGAUACUGCCAUGUAAAGAAUUCUUAUUCCAUUUAAUAGGCUACAGGACAGCCUAGAGUUCAUUGGACAGGACGGCAACACCCUGAGGCCCGAUCAAAACACAGCGCCCAACAGCCUGCUAGGGAACAUAGGCCACAGUCACCCCAUGGACAUGCCUGGCCGAGGGCUUCACGACGAGAGGGACAGCGGCAUCGCCAGGUCAGCUUCCCUGAGCAGCCUGUUGAUAACCCCCUUCCCAUCUCCCGGCUCCUCCCUCACCAGCAGCUGUGCGUCCAGUUACCAGCGGCGAUGGCUCCGCAGCCAAACCACCAGCUUAGAAAACGGCGUGUUCCCCCGAUGGUCAGUGGAGGAGAGCUUCAACAUGUCUGACGAUAGCGCCGGACCGAGCCUCGGCGUGGCUCGGAAGAAGAAGAUCGCCAUCGGCGUCAUCUUCAUGCUGUCCCCCAACACGGAGGAGAACAACCGCUUCCAGGAUUUCUUCUUCUCCCACUUCCCUCUCUUUGAAAGCCACAUGAACAAACUCAAGAGCGCUAUCGAACAGGCCAUGAAGUGUCGUCGGUCAGCUGAUGCCACUCAGAGAGCCCUGGCUUACAGCCGAAUGGUGGAAGGACUCAACGAGUUCAGGAUGACAAUCUGCGACCUCUACACCAUGCCGAGGGUGGCUGAGCCCGUCUGGUUGACCAUGAUGUCCGGGGCGUCGGAGAAGAACCAGCUCUGCGGUCACUUCAUGAGGGAGCUCUCGCUGCUGAUGGAGCAGGCCUCCAAGAACCAAUUCCUCCCCGCGUUAUUGACAGCCAUCCUGACCAAUCAUCUGGCCUGGGUGCCCACCGUCAUGCCCAAUGGGCAGCCUCCAAUCAAGAUCUUCCUCGAGAAACACUCCUCCAAGAGCGUCGACAUGCUGGCCAAGACGCACCCUUACAACCCGCUCUGGGCACAACUAGGCGACCUGUACGGGGCCAUAGGGUCCCCGGUGCGGCUGUCCAGGACGGUGGUGGUGGGCCGCAGACAGGAGCUGGUCCAGAGGCUCCUCUACAUCCUCACCUACUUCAUCCGCUGCUCCGAGCUGCUGGAGACGCACAUGCUGGACAGCGCCGAGGACGAGGCCAUCGUCAUCCCCGGCUCCCUCAUCACCACCUCCCUGAGGAGAGGAGAGGUGGAGGAGUCGGACUACGUGCUGGUCACCGUCCACAAACCCAGCGGGGACUACUUGUCUCACCCCACCCACAGCCGGCAGACCGAGGCAGAGGACAGCAGCUACCCUUCAGACAACAGCCUCCAGAGCAGCACUUACACAGACACAGAGGGGGAGCAGGGUGGGGGGGACACACCCAAGGAGGAGGAUGAGGAGGAGGAAGAGGAGGAGGACAGCAGUGACAGUCAAGGGUCCAGGAGCAGUGUGCUUCAGACGGGGGACAGUGCUGUUAUCAGGAUUGCAGAAUCAGCUGAUCCCGGGGGGCUGCUCAGGGAGUCCAGCAGCCCCCCGGGAGUCCCAGAGGCCCGGCUGGAGACGGUGCUGCGGGUGGGCUCGGCGUCCCCCAGGGAGGAGGUCUGUGUGCUGGACACAGAGACCAAGGGAGACCUUAGACUCAUCGUCCAGCCCACACCCACAGCCUCACUGGCAUCAUCACCAUCUCCUGUCCCUACAGAGCAGAAGACCCCCGGCUCAGAGGCUGGGACGGAUGCAGGCGUAGGGACCCAGCCCCCCAGGGUGCUGGCCUCUCUGCCGUUAGAGAUCCCUCUGGAGAAGAAGCUCCAUGAUAAAAACACGCCUGCUGCUGCAGUGCCAGUUCCAGGAAGCACCGCGUCGGGGCCCAUGUCUCUGAUCCUGACAGAAGAGGACGAGCCGGCAACAAAGGUCACCUUCCUCAUCGGAGACUCCAUGUCUCCAGAGUCGGACACAGAGAGCCGCCGGAGGAAAGUGGAAGAGGACAUGAAGAAGUACAAGAAGCACCUCAAGGACAAACCUCUCCACCAGCAGCUGAUGCUGAUGCAGCAGAAACAGCAUCAGGUGCAACAUCACAAACCCAAGAGUGGAGCGGAGUCGAAGACCAGCAGCAGCAGCCAAUCAGAGGACCAAACCAAACAGACCAAGGCAGCCCCCCCCCUGCAGCGGGUGUCCAGUAAGAUGCCCAAGUGGACCCCCAACUGUGUGGACGAUUUUGACGAGUACUUCAGUGUGGAUAACCCCGUGGAGACUAGGACUAUAGAAGAUGUGGCCAAACGACCGACGGCCAGCAGCACAGACAGUAUGCACAAAGACCUGCUGGACCCCUCGGGAGUCCCCCAACCCGGGGACAUUGGGGGCCACAGCAGUCCGGGGAUAGGUCUGUGUUUAGGUUCAGGUAGGCCGGAGGUGGGGUCCAGCAGGAAGGGAGACAUUUUGCUGAGCGUCCAGAGGAGGUGCAGGUGUGGCUCCACAGAUUCCUCCGACACAUGCUGCUGCAGCAGAAGCUGUUCUGUUGAGCAGGACAAGGGUCUUCUGCUGUCGGUCCCCUUCCCCCAGGAUGAGAGCAGCAAGGGCACAGAGGACCAAAAGAACAAGGCGAUGCCGGCCAACGACUGGGAGAUCCCCCGCAACGAGAGCUCGGACAGUGCGCUGGGGGACAGUGAGAGCGAGGACACAGAGGACUGGCAGGAGGAGAUGCUGCUGCCCCUCCCCGGGUCAAAGUUAGUGGAGAACUACUCGAAGCCAAGCAUUGCCAACUUUGGCCGCUCUCUGUUCGGAGGCUACUGCCCCACCUACGUGCCAGACUUUGUACUGCAAGGGUUGCCUAGUGACGAAAAGCUUCGGCAGUGCCUCAUGGCCGAAUUAACCCACGCUGUUCAGCAUCCAGUAUUGGACGAGCCUAUCGCGGAGGCCGUCUGCAUUAUAGCAGACACAGAGAAGUGGACGGUGCAGGUGGCUAGCAGUCAGAGGCGAGCCACAGACGUCAACAAGCUGGGGAAGGAGGUCCUGGUGUCCAACUUGGUCUCAAACUUACUGCAGUCCACCCACCAGCUCUACAAACUCAACAUCUCACCCAACUUUUGUAUCAUGCACCUUGAGGACCGCCUGCAGGAAAUCUACUUCAAGAGCAAGAUGCUUGCUGAGUAUUUGAAGGGUCAGACAAGAGUCCAUGUCAAAGAGUUGGGCAUGGUCUUAGGAAUCGAGUCCAGCGACCUCCCCCUGUUGGCCGCAGUGGCCAGCACCCACUCCCCCUAUGUGGCCCAGAUCCUCCUAUGAGGCUGUCAGACCAGGGGGGGGGGGCACUCUGGCCCCAAAUCAACCGUCCAUUCUCCACAGCUGACCCCCGUCAUGGUGUUCUCCUCUCGCUCUGCAGUGUAGAUGUUACACCACCGGGGGGAGCUAGAGUCCCUCUGUGGAGGUUUCCCAGUCCUUUGAAUGUUUCUUUUAAAUACUCUUUUUAUUUUUGGACAGAAAAACGCCAAAGACUUUAUAAAUGUUUCCAGGUGAGAAUGAAACAUUAAGGAUUUCUACGGUAUAAUAACAUUGGACUUUUUUUCCUUCUACUUUUUCUCUGUACAAUCUGUGUCAGACUACAAGAUGGAUUUUUUUAUUUGAACAUUUUAAGGUUAAUAUUAUUGAGAACUUUAUCAAUCUCAUGCAUUUAUGUUAUUUCAUUUAUCUUCAUGUUUUUGUUUACAAGCCAAAUUUCCCUUGAGAUAUCCCAGUGACACGUUUUAUUGUAAUUGAGGUUAUUUUUGGUUCGACAAACCGGUUUUGAGAUCGCUUAAAGCGGCUUUGACAUUCUUAUCAUAGGUACAGCACUACCUCAGAUCUUCACAUGGAUGACACACAUUUACAGUCACCCAAUAGAAAACCCUGAGGUAAACGUUUGAAGGUAUUUUAAUCAGAGGAAUGUCAGCGGCAUCUUCGUGCAGACCCUAUGCUGUGUUCUUCAACAAGGGGAGUUUGGUAAAUUCCUGGGGAUGAUUGUUUCACACAUAUUUUUCAGAAUGUGUUUUAAGUUCCCCGCUCUACUGUGGAUAAAAGCUCCGACACACAUCAUCUACAUGUAUUUUACAACCCAAAUGCUGAAGUAUUUUCACACUUUUAUAGCUUCGCCACCUUUCUACAAUGUUUACGGCUUCGAUGUUUGCUGCAGACAAAAAGAGGAACACGGGAGGCCUUACAAUAGAUACAAAUAUGUAUGAGUUAACACAAUAGAUACAAAUAUGUAUGAGUUAACACUAUUUUCAAACAUGUUUCUAUGACGGUUAUACUCACAGAAACACGCAGAAUAUAAAAGCUCUAGUAGCACCCUUUAAAAAUAAUGUUUCUUUAGGUUUUCCAUGACAUUGAAAAGUGAUUUUUCUGUUAUAUCUUUAAAGCCAGGGUGCGAUUUGGUGAGCGUAAAUAAGAGGUUCCUUUCAUAGUUUCAGUUUAGGUGGAUUCUCUCCUGUGCAUAGGGUGUUUUCUGCAGUGGGGGCCAAUGGUAUUUUAUUGUUAAUACUUUUUGUUGUAAGUACUUUUUAUUGUUUCAUCGGCAUUGGAAAUAAAUCUAUAUUUUGUUAUCUCUUUAAUUAACUCCAGAAAUAAAAGGAGGAGUUAAACAUUUCCCAACAUUAUUUAAUAUAGGUCAAAGCAGAGAGGAAACACAAGAGUUUUAAAUACAUAUGAAGGCAGAGGGAGGAGCUUAAUUUAGCCGAUAAGCUCAAUAAAUAUUCAAAUGAGUACUUACUGGAACAACCCUUCCACAAUGUUUAAAAAUGUGUGCUUAAAGAUUAGCGUAUACACAUUAUAUGUUGGACUGAAUGCUGAGAAUGGCUUGUAUUGUUAGAGAAAGCAGGAAUAAUGUGUUUCUUUCUGAUCCUGUAUAUGACCCAAGUCUUAAGAGAUGUGGCAUGAAUGCAUCAGAGCUCAUUUUGCUGGUAAAAUGUCUAGAGACGUGCUUGUUGCAUUGAAGAUGCUCCGCUGUAUCAGCCUACAUUUUGUACAACCCAGCCAUUAUGUUUAAAAGGUAUGAAUUUAUACCUGCUUUCACUUCUUUGUAUAUGAAUAAAUUAUUUAGUAAGUUUAGCCCAUGGUAUGUGUAACGGUUCAUGUAAACUGUACAUACUCUUGUUUAUUUCCAUGUAUUUGUACAGAAUGUCUUGAAUUGUCUCUUCAAAUUAUUUUUUCCCAAUUUUAUGGGAAUGUUGUGCAAUAAAAAUGCCGAUGUUAAGAAUUUA